AUGCCUCAAACCCGAUCCCAGGCACAAGCUACCAUCAGUUUUCCGAAAAAGAAGCUGUCUAAGACACUGAGCAAAACCAAUUCCAGAGAAAGUAAAGUAAAACUUAAAAACGGCCAGGCUGACCCUUCUACUCCACGUGCAAACACUAAAACUCUGCCUCUCAGUCCCAGAAAACGUCUGGGUGAUGACAACCUGUGCAACACUCCUCAUUUAUCUUCCUGUUCCCCACCGAAGCUGGGCAAGAAAGAAAACGGCCCGCCUCACUCACACACUCGGAAGGGUUGCAGACUAGUAUUCGAUGAUGAGCUGACAGUUAAGUCUUCAAACCAAAAAGAACAAGACCAAGUUCACCAACACCAAAUACUUCCCUCGGCUCAAAAAGGUCAAGAGAGUGAAACAAAUUCUGAGCAGAAAUGUCCACCGGAGAAGGAAUCUGCGCGUGUGAGGCUGUUCAAACAAGAAGGAACUUGCUAUCAGCAAGCAAAGCUUGUCCUGAACACAGCUGUCCCAGAUCGCCUGCCUACCAGAGAAAAGGAGAUGGACGUCAUCAGGGCCUUCCUGAAGGAACACAUCUGUGGGGGAAAGGCUGGAAGUCUCUACCUCUCUGGUGCUCCUGGGACCGGAAAAACUGCCUGCUUGAGCCGGAUUCUGCAAGACCUCAGGAAGGAAGUGAAAGGCUUUAAAACGAUCCUGCUGAAUUGCAUGUCUUUGAGGAGUGCCCAGGCUGUGUUCCCAGCCAUUGCUCAGGAGCUUGGUCGGGAGGAAAUAUGCAGACCAGCUGGGAAGGACUUGAUGAGGAAACUGGAAAAGCAUAUGACUGCUGAGAAGGGCCCCAUGAUUGUGUUGGUGUUGGACGAGAUGGAUCAGUUGGACAGCAAAGGGCAGGAUGUUUUGUACACGCUGUUUGAAUGGCCGAGGCUAAGCAAUUCCCGAUUGGUGCUCAUUGGUAUCGCUAAUACCCUAGAUCUCACAGACAGAGUUCUGCCGAGACUUGAAGCUAGAGAAAACUGUAAGCCGCAGCUGUUGAACUUCCCCCCUUACACCAGGAAUCAGAUAGCUACGAUCCUGCAGGAUAGACUCAGUCAGGUGUCAAGAGACCAGGUUCUGGACAGUGCUGCCAUUCAGUUCUGUGCCCGCAAAGUAUCUGCUGUUUCCGGAGACAUCCGUAAAGCGCUGGAUGUUUGCAGGCGAGCUAUUGAAAUUGUGGAGUCAGACGUUAGAAGCCAGACAGUCCUCAAGCCACUGUCUGAAGGUCAAUCACCCUCUGAGGCGCCAGUUCCCAAGCGUGUUGGCCUUGCUCACAUAUCCCAAGUCAUUUCGGAAGUGGAUGGGAACAGGGUGACUCUGAGCCAAGAAACAACACAAGAUUCCCUCCCUCUCCAGCAGAAGAUCUUGGUUUGCUCUUUGCUGCUCUUGACUAGGCGGCUGAAAAUCAAAGAGGUCACUCUGGGGAAGUUGUACGAGGCCUACAGCAGCAUCUGUCGUAGACAGCAGGUGGCAGCUGUGGACCAGUCGGAGUGUUUGUCCCUGUCUGGACUCCUGGAGUCCAGAGGCAUUUUGGGAUUAAAGAAAAAUAAGGAAAGCCGCCUGACCAAGGUGUCUCUGAAGAUUGAAGAAAAGGAAAUAGAGCAUGUCCUGAAAGGCAAAGCCUUCAUUGGUAAUAUCCUUGCUGCUGGACUGCCCUGA
Messenger RNA from Onychomys torridus (southern grasshopper mouse), 1686 nucleotides. RefSeq names its product cell division cycle 6 (gene Cdc6). Gene Ontology annotation, molecular function: ATP hydrolysis activity; DNA replication origin binding. Gene Ontology annotation, biological process: cell division; mitotic DNA replication checkpoint signaling; DNA replication initiation. Lineage: Eukaryota; Metazoa; Chordata; Mammalia; Rodentia; Cricetidae. Bases 1 to 1686 code for a protein of 561 amino acids. Gene Ontology annotation, cellular component: nucleus. The transcript is spliced from 11 exons. The record is from RefSeq and is a predicted model, not a curated record.